UCUUCUUCCUGUCAACGCCACACGCGUGUGGGUCAACGCCACAUUGUAGUCCUCGCUUUUUAUUAUUAUAAUGGAAUUAAGUCAGCAAGUACCGCGCAAAAGUUUUAUAUGUUCAUUCUCUGACUGCCAUGCAUCGUACAACAAAGCAUGGAAACUAGAUGCUCAUAUUUGCAAGCACACGGGGCUGAAACCAUUUGUGUGUGAACAUGACGGCUGUGACAAGUCAUUCUGCGACAAGUACCACCUAGCUCGGCACCAGUUGAGCCACAGUGGAGAGAGACCCUUUAGGUGUACAGUAGAUGGAUGCACAGAGGCCUUCACCACAAAUUACAAUUUGAAGAAACAUGUUAAUCGCAAACACAACCAUGAGGAGAAACUGUAUGAAUAUGUGUGUAGCUUUGAGGGAUGUGGGAAAGUGUUCAGGAAGAACAAUCAGCUCAAGUCACAUGAGUGCCAGCAGCACACCAAACUACCUCCCUUUCACUGUACCUUUGAGGGCUGCGAGAAACAAUUCACUUUCCCCAACAAACUACGGCUUCACGAGAAGGUGCACAGAGGCUACCCCUGUGAAAAAGAUGGCUGUUCUUUCAUCGGAAAGACCUGGACUGAGUAUACUAACCAUAGGAGAGAUGUACACAGAGCCCUUUUUCAGUGUAAUGAGUGCAACAAGGUGUUUCGCGACACCUGGUUCCUGAAGCAGCACCAACGUGUCCACGCAGAGGAGCGCCAGGUGUUUAUCUGUCCCAGGGAGGGGUGCCAGAGGUCCUUCACUACGCCAUUCAACCUGCAAAGCCACAUCGGCUCUUUCCAUGAGGAGCUACGGCCUUACACCUGCCCCCAUGAAGGCUGUGGAAAGACCUUUGCUAUGAAGCAAAGCUUACAACGCCACAGUGUUGUUCACGAUCCAGAAAGGAAGAAACAGAAGAAACCCCGACCCAAGCGAUCCCUGGUUUCCAGACUGAGUGGUUACAAGCCCAAUAACAGUUGUCCAAAGCCCCAUGCAGCUUUGCAAUUAGAAUCCAUUGCAAGGGUUCAGUCGGAGUAAACGAACACUGUUGGAUCAGAGCCUAUUACCCUGGUAUCCCUUCUUCAGGACACAGUCUUUUGCAACUCUGGUUAAGAAAUCAAACUGUGACCAUCACUGUGACCAUCUGACCGGAUUUUGUCAUAUGGCAGUAUUACUUUCAGUGCCAAUUAGUGUAAAUUUACUCCAGACACCCCCCCCCUUGCCUUCGCUAGUUUAGUUCACUGUGCGUAGAUCUUUAAUUUGUACUUGAGCUCAUGAGUUUACACACACGACUGUUCAGUUUGUAUUAAGUUAAGUGCUGUGAGGUCUGUUGGGAGAGCUGUAGGUGACGUGUUGGGCAUGGUGGGCUGUGAGCUGGUAUCAGGAUGGUGCUGCGGCAACAGUUCAUUUCUUUGACUUCCUUCGCAGGUGGACACAGGAUGCACAUGGCAGCUCUGCCAUAUUGGAUGACUUUGGGUUUGGAAAGAAUUCCGGUCAGCACCUCUGUUGCAGGGUUGUGUCCUGCCGUCAAAACCAUAAAAGUAUGGAAUGCGUUUGGGUCUUUGCGUGUCAAAAAAGAUACAUGUCAAAUAACACUUUGACGCAUGAAAUAAGAUUUUAAUUUGACACGUCAAUUAACUAAAUUCUAUUAUUUGCGCGUGCAAGCCAAGCGCCACCACUACUAUCAGUAACACUGUCAAAGUUGUACAAAAAGAGUCUGCAAACAAGCACACACAGGCCACGAACGAUGCGUUUACAAGUACCGCGUUGGUAAUAAGGCGUUAUUUGUUCGACCACUACUUCUGGGAUAGCUAGCUGGCACCAAUACAACCAGCCUGAAAACAAUGACCAGUAGAAAAUGCAGUCAUUUAAAUUAUUCUUAACAAUUAUUUAGGAAUCCUUGUAAGUAUUAGCUUCGGUAUCCAAUUGUUCGCCUAUUGAAACUGAACUUAAGUUCAUGAAAAUAAAUAGCUAGCCAACUACUUAAUUAACCCUGUUGCCCAAAGCUAACGUUAUAAGCAGCCAGCUAGCUUAAUCUGGCUCGUAAGGCUCAACCGGACCGGGGUAUGUGUUGUGAAGCUAGCCACAAUAGGAUUAGGCACAAUAAUGGAAUAUGCUGUUUGCCUUCAAAAUAAAAGUACCUCUGAAAGUGAUGCAGAAGGUUACAAUUGGUGGAAUCAUAUCUAGUCUAUUAUUUAGACUAGAUCAUGUUAAACAAGGUUGGAAUGUGAAGCAAUGAAAUGAGAUAUCAGUCUACUCAGUGACACCCACAGAACACAACUGUGAAGAGUUUAUGCAAAUAUUAGUGUUGUAGCUCUUAUCGUGUGACUGAAAUCACCUCCCCGGUCAGCCUAUUGUGUGUAUUGAAAUUCAUAUUGCUCUGUAGAGCUUUACCUAAGGAUUGGGGAUCAAUGAAAUUGGGUAUCAGUUUACUCAAUACCCAAUAUAUUUAUUUCCCAAUCAGACUCCAAAACAUCCAUGCAGUAUUGUUUUUCCCAGGGAACAAUGUUCAACACACAUAGGAGGUUGACAAUAAAUGUGGCUCAAUUCAGUUGUCUCGCAAUAAGAGCUACGAUGCUAAUGUUCUCUGAGUGUCACGGAGUAGACUGAUACCCCAUGCCAUUGAUCCACAAUCCAUAGGUAAGGCUGUACAGUGAAAUAAGUAUACCCCCAAUGCGAGUCUAAUACAUCCAGUGUGAUUUCAAAAGAUUUGUCAAAUUAUUGUAUUUUGUUGAUUUUAUAUAACAUUCCAACCUCGUGCAUAAUGAUCUAUUCAAUUAUGGCAUAAUUAUACAAGUUGUAUUCAUUUGCGUCACUGUCAAUAACAUACUUUAAUUUUGAAGGCUAACCGCAAAGUCCACUAUUGUGGCUAAUCCUUAUUGUGGCUAGCUUCACAGGUGGGUCUCGACCACCAUUAAUCAAUAAGAACAGUUUUAUAAAUUAGGGUUAUUUUCGAUGACACCUAGCUAUAGAUACUGAAACAAAUGUCGUUUUGCUAUGUUUUUGGGGAAGAACAUUGUUUGCGUCAUCGGCUAGCCAGCUUUUUUUUAAUGACCAGCACUGUAGGUGCGCGAGACAACUUUACCAGCAUCAGAGCAUACGUAUUGAUGAACAUUUGUGACAUAUCAAAUACAAUUGAGUGUAAUAACUACAUACAAUUUAACAUGUUCAUUAAUUUUGUGUGACGUGCAGUCAUAUUCAGGUCCUGAUUGGUCAACAAGCUUAUUUGACAUGUUAAAUAGUGUUAUUUGACGUGUAUCUUUUUUGACACGCGAAGACCCAAACAGUGGUCCAUAUAGAAAUACAACAUUAACAUUUGGCUUAUUCUGCAUUUGCACAUCUCAGGAAAAUCAACAUGGAGUCCUUGUACAGACAAUAGGGCACACUCCUUUUUUUCUGUCCACAAGAAUACAUUUUUAUUUAUUUAUGCAUGUCUGAGCCUAGUUUGUUGCUAACGAGUCUCUUUGUUCUGCCAAAGGAAAGUUGUUGUACAUAUACAGAAUUGAAUGUGUAUUUUUGCAAUAAAAAGAGACUUAAAACCAA
This is a messenger RNA of Oncorhynchus masou masou (cherry salmon), 3550 nucleotides long. RefSeq names its product transcription factor IIIA-like. Gene Ontology annotation, cellular component: nucleus. The transcript has 9 exons. Lineage: Eukaryota; Metazoa; Chordata; Actinopteri; Salmoniformes; Salmonidae. The record is from RefSeq and is a predicted model, not a curated record. The coding region runs from base 71 to 1045 and encodes 324 amino acids.